AUGUAUCCACAUUUUGGUAUAAGGCCUGAAUGUACGCACAAAUUCACAGCAAUCGCAUUGUCAGUCAGUCAGCUCGUCAGUCAAUCAGCCUUGUCGGACUGCAGUGGGGAAGGUGGAAGGGGGUUCGCUAACAGCUCUCUGAACUGGUUCAACAUCAAGGCAAUCUCUUGCGGAAAUGUGUGGCUUAUUGGAUUGAGUAGACUCGAAAGAGACAGCCGAUUGAGUAGCGGCCUCUCGAUCGAUAGUGGGAAUUCGAACGACCGAAUUGUUAAUGAUUAG
This is a messenger RNA of Rodentolepis nana, 279 nucleotides long. The record is from the annotation of a GenBank genome assembly. Lineage: Eukaryota; Metazoa; Platyhelminthes; Cestoda; Cyclophyllidea; Hymenolepididae.